AUGUCUUUACAAUUCCACGUCGUAGAUGCCUUCACCAACCGUGCUUUUGGAGGCAAUCCGGCAGCGGUUAUCAUUCUGCCGGAAAAUCACAGCUAUCCAGAUAGUCUCCUUCAAAAGAUCGCACUUCAAUUCAACCUUUCAGAGACUGCAUUUGUGACCCCUCAAGUCAAUUCAGGCAAUCCUGAGUCAAAUCACGUAACUUUUGGGCUUCGUUGGUUUACUCCGGUCACUGAAGUAGCCAUUUGCGGCCACGCCACCCUUGCCAGUGCUUCCAUCCUUUUCAACAACACCGAUCUCAUUCCCAGGAAUAUCAACGACAUCCAUUUCUCGACGAGACAAUCUGGCAUUCUCAUAGCACGCAGGGUCGUUAAUACUCCAAAAAUCGAACUCGAGUUCCCUGCGGGCGAUUAUGAAAGGGUGGACCAGCAUAUCCAUUCUAAGGCUCAAAAUAUGAUGAUAGAAGGUGCAAGUUUAGAGGCAAAAGAUGUUCUCUAUGUCGGGGGAGGCAAGAGUUCUCCGUAUACGGAAUACCUCUUGGUUGAAAUCGACCCCAAGAUUGAUCUCAAGUCUCUUAAAGUCAAUGCUGCUCUCCUGGCAUCUUACCAACCUAAAUAUCCGAUAGUUGUGAUUACUAACCAAGUAGUAUCAGAGGGGGGAGGACUAGCUAAAGCGUUCAAGCAAAUGUAUCCCCAGGAGAACCCAUACGAGUCACUCAAGUCAGCUCAAGGGUGGGGGAUAUUGAGGUCAUAUGGAAUGAUGAGAAAGGAACCUCACGACUUCGUGGAGAAGCCAGAAUCGCUUCCAAAGGAGAAAUCUAUAUCUAAGCCGUCUGCGGUGAUAAUAUUGCCAGAAGACCAUGGACUAGCUGAUUCGACCCUGCUAGGUAUCGCGGCAGAAUUCAACAUAUCUGAGACGGCAUAUGUAGUCGUACCAAAGAAUAAGAAUAGUGAAACUGACCAAAAGAAUGGUUAUGUAUCACUAGGACUACGAUGGUUCACACCAACCGAAGAAAUGCCACUAUGUGGGCAUGCGACGAUAGCAAGUUCUUCUGUCGUCUUCGCAGAUGAAACGUUGAUACCACCUAAUAUCAACGAGAUACACUUUUCCACGCUUUCCGGUGUUUUGAAGUCUCGUCGAAUUCCCUCCACGCCACCCAAGUAUGAACUGGAGUUCCCUACGGCAGACAUGGUCCCGGCAGACGAAAUUACUUUACAGACAGUUCAAAGUGCCCUAGAAACGGCGUCAAAUCCCCCAGUUCGCGUCAAACACGCGGUCACCUCCAGCACAAACCCAUACCAGCAGUAUAUCGUUGUCGAAAUAGAGGAGACAACUCCCUUGAAAGGGCUAAAGAUGAACACAGAGCUAUUGGGCAGAAUGGUACCUCGAUACCCCCUGUUUAUCAUGUGCCAAGAGGCCAGUAAUGCAUCGGAACAGCAACCAAAGAUCCAGUAUCGAACAUUUGCUCAUCCAUUUGGCAUCUCAGAAGACCCAGUAUGCGGUUCUGCAACUUCGUUUGCUUCCAGGUAUUGGGCGACCAAGGACUUUAUCAAGUCGCAGGGAGAUGACAAAAUCGUACCCGUGAAGUCUGUGAGCUCUAGGGGAGGAGAAGUUGAGCUAGUGGUGAAUCCAAAUUCGAGCACGGUCAAGCUCCGAGGAUGCGCAAGGGUAGCUUCAGCUGGAGAGGUUCCUUCAAAAAGACAGAUGGAUAUGACCAGAAAUCGGGAGGCUUGGAAACCACGGAUUCAACAUCCGAGUCCCUUUGCUAGUUCCUUCUACGAGUUGAUGACUACCUUGUUUCGCAUGCUUGAGGCAUGCAGAGGUGUUGUGUGGUGGCUGGUUCGAGGAUAG
Molecule: messenger RNA, 1848 nt
Organism: Acaulospora colombiana
Lineage: Eukaryota; Fungi; Glomeromycota; Glomeromycetes; Diversisporales; Acaulosporaceae
Source: the annotation of a GenBank genome assembly